This is a messenger RNA of Sphaeramia orbicularis (orbiculate cardinalfish), 2010 nucleotides long. RefSeq names its product PTB domain-containing engulfment adapter protein 1-like. The transcript is spliced from 13 exons. The record is from RefSeq and is a predicted model, not a curated record. Lineage: Eukaryota; Metazoa; Chordata; Actinopteri; Kurtiformes; Apogonidae. The coding region runs from base 158 to 1300 and encodes 380 amino acids.
GUGUGUGUUUGUUCUCUCCUCUUGCAGAUGCAUCACUCAGACUCCAUCAGCCUUUAGAUGAUCAAGGACCAACACACAAAACUGAAUGUCAUCAGUCUGCAGGAACAGUGGAAUAUUGGCAGAUCCUCAGGAGGGAGCGUAGAACCACAGUUUCACUAUGAACCGAGCCUUCAACAGGAAAAGAGAUAAAACAUGGAUGCACACCCCAGAAGCUCUGGCCAAGCAUUACAUUCCAUACAACGCCAAGUUCCUUGGAAACACAGAGGUUGAAGCUCCAAAAGGCACUGAAGUGGUAGAAGACGCCGUUAGAAAACUGAAGUUUCAGAGACACAUAAAGAAGUCUGAGGGCCAGAAGGUUCCUAAAGUGGAACUGCAGAUCUCCAUCUACGGUGUGAAGAUUCUAGAUCCCAAAACUAAAGAUGUGCAUCAUAACUGUCAGCUCCACAGAAUAUCCUUCUGUGCAGACGACAAAACCGACAAAAGAAUAUUCACUUUUAUUUGCAAAGACUCUGAAUCCAACAAACACCUGUGCUACGUGUUCGACAGUGAAAAGUGUGCUGAGGAGAUCACCCUCACCAUCGGUCAGGCCUUCGACUUGGCUUAUAAGAAGUUCCUGGAGUCUGGAGGAAAGGACGUGGAGACCAGGAAACAGAUCGGAACCCUCCAGAGAAGAAUUCAAGAGUUGGAAACUGAAAACUCAGAGUUGAAGAAACAACUGCAGGACUUUGAAGAGCAGCUGAUGAUGGUGCACGGGUCCCCAUCUCUGCUCUUAAACUCCUGUCCAGAAGCUCUCCUGUCCUCUCACUCUUCGUCCUCUCUGCUCUGUGGACACGUCCUCAGGUCUCUGUCCUGUCUGCAGAUCUCCUCCGUCACUCUCACUCCUCUGAGUUCUCCUGAAUCCAGUGUGUCUGCUGUUCUACUAACACCUCCACCUGCCAAACACACUCUGACUCCUCUGAAAACCACUGAGGGACGCAGCAUCCCACGGCCACGAGCUGGAAGCGUCUCCAUCCAGACCCAGUCCACAGAUGUUUUUGACAUGGUGCCCUUCUCUCCUGUGACCCCCCUGGUGCCCACACAGGCCAACAACGCCUCCCCCCCACCACCACCCACCACUCUGCCACCAGACAUAAGUAAAGACCUGUUUGGUGCUGAGCCCUUUGACCCGUUCACCUGUGCUUCUGCGGACUUCCCUCCUGAUAUUCAGUCUAAACUGGAUGAGAUGCAGGAGGGGUUCAAAAUGGGACUGACUUUAGAGGGCACCAUCUUCUCUCUGGACCCACUGGACGAACGCUGCUGACGAUGGGACACCACUGACGCCGUCUGCCCGUCGUCUCCCACAUUGGACUCGUUUGUAUGAAGAAGUGCCAAAUCCACUCCGCGGCUGAGUCGAGAUGUCACCGUUUUCAUCUGGAAGUUUUAUGCAUUUGCAUUUAGAUAUUGUUUUUUCAAUAUUUCAAGGUCAACUCAGAUCCAUUCUAGAAAAGAACUAUUUUUGUACAAACCUAUGGUAAGGAACAGUUUUGCGUACAUUUGCUUGCACAGGCAGUGAGAUGUAAAUAAUUGAACUUGUCUGAUGGUUAACUCUGAUUUUUCAUAUGAAAGACUUUGUGUUGCACCAUUUAAAACCGUGUGACGUUAACACAUUCCUGUUUGUACGCUCGACAAGGAAAACAAAUGGAAUCUAUAUCAUUAACACCAACUUUUAUAACAAAUGUAUUUUACUCAGCUCUGUUACACAUUUUGUAAUGAAUUAAUCCAUUCCAGUGAAACUUAUUGGUUUCGUGAUUUUUCCAGUUAUUGUUUAAGAUGUUUUUUUUUGUUCGUUUUUUUUCCCACACAUUUCAACGUACUUUUUUCUAAUUAUUCAUCAGUUUAGUCGGAUCUCUUCUUGCACCAGAAGGCACUUUGUUUUUUAUUCUAAAUUUUUGUCCAUGUGUAGUAUUAUUCCCGUUAUCCUCAGUUGCAAUGACUGUUGUUCUAGUAAUUAAAAUGUCACUGUGCAAAAUA